Messenger RNA from Paramecium tetraurelia, 474 nucleotides. RefSeq lists its product as uncharacterized. Gene Ontology annotation, biological process: protein ubiquitination; modification-dependent protein catabolic process. Gene Ontology annotation, cellular component: cytoplasm; nucleus. The transcript has a single exon. The record is from RefSeq and is a predicted model, not a curated record. Gene Ontology annotation, molecular function: ubiquitin protein ligase binding; protein tag activity. Lineage: Eukaryota; Ciliophora; Oligohymenophorea; Peniculida; Parameciidae.
AUGCAGCUGUUAAUGUCAACCCUAACAGGAAAAACUAUUGCCAUCCCUUUUGAGCCAUCAGAUAAUAUAAGAAAGGUUAAACUAAAAGUUUAAGAAUUUGAAGGCAUUCCUUUUAAUUAGCAAAGGAUACUUUUGGAAUAGUCUGAAUUAGAUGACAAUUAAACUCUAUCACGAUUUGUAAUUGAAAACAAUACAAUGUUGAAAUUAUUAUUACGAUUGAAAGGAGGAGGCUAGGUGUUUGUCAAAACUAUGACAGGAAAAACAAUUACCAUAACAACAGAAUACGAUAAAACUAUAGGAGAACUUAAAAAGUUGAUCUAUGAAAAAAUUGGAAUCCCACCACAACAACAAAAAUUGAUAUUUGCAGGAAAAGUAUUAGAUGAUUGCAAAAAGAUGGAAGAUUAUAAUAUUCAAAAAGAAUCUACAAUUCAUAUGACAGAAAGAUUAAAAGGUGGAUUUUCUGAUAAAAUUUGA